This is a messenger RNA of Penicillium paradoxum, 2097 nucleotides long. Its product is annotated as ERF4 family protein. The transcript is spliced from 2 exons. The coding region runs from base 1 to 2097 and encodes 698 amino acids. Gene Ontology annotation, biological process: peptidyl-L-cysteine S-palmitoylation; protein targeting to membrane. Gene Ontology annotation, cellular component: endoplasmic reticulum palmitoyltransferase complex; extrinsic component of endoplasmic reticulum membrane. The record is from RefSeq and is a predicted model, not a curated record. NCBI's taxonomy places the organism in Eukaryota, Fungi, Ascomycota, Eurotiomycetes, Eurotiales, Aspergillaceae.
AUGCCCUCCCCAGAUAUUCCGCAGUCAAAGACACGGACCACCGCCCAAGGUCUCGCCAAAGCGAAACCAACGACAGUAACCCGCAACAACUCGACAAGUUCAGCCAAUUUGUUACGGUCAACGUCUGGUCCACUUCCUCUAAUCCACGAUCCAGGAUUUACGUCGACGCGCAAUGGAUCAACCCCGCUGUUGACAAUCAACACAACCAUUGAGCCCAAAGAAACAGAGCCCUCACCACGCUGGAACGGGCCACCUCCCCUCCUCGCAGUCCGCGAGAACAUGGUCCGAAACCGCAUGUCCUCGACAUCCAAUCGCUAUGACCCCUGGGCCUCACGUAAUCUCUCCCGCCAGUCCCUCCCGGAAAUUCCCCCGCUGAAUUCUCCGAUAUCACCACCACUCCCCGUCCCGGAGGAAAGGAGCGAAGAGUACCAACAAGCCAAGUCUAAGGAUCAAGAUGAUAUCCCCCUUUCCAAGCGCCGCACCCUGCUGCAGCGCCAGGUCAUGAAGUCACCGUCCAUAGCCAGCCUUCGCAGUCUUGAGGCUCAAUCCCCCGUGAUUUCUCAGCUUGCCCCCGCUGGCGAGCUCAACAGAUCUGCCUCGAGAAUGGCCGCAUGGCGACAAUCCGUCCGCGAGGAAAUCUCUCAGAAGCGGGAUCCUUUGGCUCUCCAGUCACCACCGCUCAGCCCAGCCAGCCCCGAUCGGUCGCGCAAUACAUGGGGCUCCGUGCAACAGAUGCGCGAGGCUUCGUCUACCCAGCUGGGUAACGCGAUUGCCGAAGGCAUGCAGCGUGGAGGCAUGUCCGACCUUCACCGUCAGGCGAUGCGGCAGCUUUUUUUCCUUGGCCGAUCUCCAUCUCCGACCUCGAAGCCUCCCCCUCUCCUUUCUCCCCUCAAAACGGCGUCGUUCACAGCCUACAGACCUCUUUCGAGGGAGGAAGAAGCAACUUGUAAUCCAGUACGCCGUCAAUAUUCCCUAACACGGCCAUCCGCCAAUCGCGCCCCCGUGGAGCCCACUCCGUCAUUCGUUCGCGCGCAGCGACGACAGUGCGUCCCGAUCUCUGGCCCGCCAUCGCUCCUCCGCCCUGCAGCAGUCCGGCUCGCAAACCCAGUCAACCACGUCCCACGAAUUACUCCAAUCACCCUACGCGCACAACAAUCUGACGAAAGCCUCCCACUCGCCUUCGGCCACUCGCGCGACGCUUACCCACUCCUCAGCGUCCCAGAGCGACGCCGCAGUCGCCUAACCCCGUCCCCGAGCAGCCUCCUCGUCGAGCGCAGCCAAGAGGAGACAGAAAGUGGGCGGACGAGCAUAGCUCUACCCCGACGACACCGUCGCAGCGAACAAUUCUCGCCGACGGAAAUGGCCGCCGCCUUUGCGGGCAGCGCUGCACGGGAAACCGAGAACCUGCGCCCCCCCGCUGCAGUGCAUAUCUCACAAGAUGGGACUCGACAAAAUGACCGGCCUCGUCACGCCCAGUCGCAGACUUCUCCGCUCUCUCAGUCCCAGAUCGCUUCCAUCCCUUCGCACACCGGCCAGGCGCCUGCCGAUGUCGCAGAGGAACUGGCUUGGGGCCCCGCUCACCCCUGUUUUCCUCAUGUGAAUCCGCAUGUGCCCAUUGGGUCGCGGGAGCACAUGACCACGCGUGUGAUUCGUAUUCGGCGUGACUGGAUGAUCAAGGGCGAUCUGGCGCCGACGUUUUCGAAUCUGUAUCCCGAGAUCCUGGACCCGUUGUUGUCGGAGCAUGAAUUCCGACGGGUGAUUUCCACCGUCAAUGAUGGUAUCAUCAAGGCAUUUGAUCCGUUCAGUUUCCGUAAUUGGUUCGAUAGUGCGGUGGGACUGUUGACUGGUUGGGUAUGGGAUGAUCUCAAUGCUCCUGCGGUGAAGAGCCACCUACAGCAAGUCGAGGCCUGGUUGGAGAACUGGAACCGUGAGGUCGGGGCCAAGGAUGGUGUGCAUAUCUGGAGUCUGAGACGAACUGCAUACAUGUCGCUCGAUAUCCAGAUCCCCGACCCGAAGGUUGGAAUUAUACCCAGCGAGGCACCUUCAGUCACCAAUACUAGGCCCAGUACUGGUACUGGUAUUGGUGCUGGGGGUUGA